GCCCGAUUACAUUCCAGGUAGCAAAGAAGAACCUCGUGGCGAAUGGCUUGCGGUUCUCUCAAAUUACACAUGGAUUCUUUUGGACCCGUACAUCGACGCUCCUGCUUCUAAAUCAUCGCAAAAAACCUCAUCAAGUCAUGAUGAGAAAGACUUCCUGUCCUGCGUUCACGAUAUGUUCAAGGAGCCUGAGCGUUUUAUCUUUACCCAUUUACCAGAUGAUGAACACUGGCAACUACUGGCUCGUCAGGUCUCAAGAGAAGAGUAUGCUGGCCUUCCUGUAGUUCGCGAAGCAUUUUUCGAUCUACAUCUGAGGUUGAAAAAGCUGUUAUAAAUCUAUGAUAUAUAACACUAACCCUGAGUUUUGCAUGUCACUUAUUUACCCAGGGGGUAGAUAUUUGAAGUUUAAAUGUGAGCUUCAAGCAGAUGAUAACUCGAUUACUGCAAAACGACUACGUAUGUACCACUUUCUUGAAAAUGUAUUGAGUACAAACAGUGUUAAUAUCAGACUAAGAUUUCCAAGUAAAGGGCACUUUGUUUUGAAUGUCUUUGCAACGGAAGAAAAUAACGGUUGGCGAAAUGUAUUGACAACGAGAAUAAUAAAUGAGGCAGAGGAUACCCAGGAAGCUUAUCCAGAAAACCCACGCGAUGAGUGGGGACCCGGCGUAGAUGCUAUGAAAAUGGGUUUCGUACCAAAGUCACAUCACAGCGGUGAAAUAUGUGUUCAAACUGGUGUCAUUCAGAUAGUGUUCAGAUGCGAGACCUCGAUACACUUGAGUCAUUCACUCUUGCGCUGUGAUACUCGAAUUGAUCGUAACUCUUUCAAGGUGAGUGUAUUGAGAGACAAAAACAAUGACGUGAUAUUGAUCGUAGACAUUGAUACAAAAUCUCAGGGAAUAUUCAUUUUGCAAUUAUUAGCAAGAAAAAGUAAAAAUGAACAGAUCUCAAAUAUCUGCAAUUACUUAAUCAGAAAGGAGAAGCCACAGUGUGUACCUAAACUAGAGUUUGUGACCAACAAUAAGAUCUCAGAGAAAACCAAUAUCACCGCACCUGAAAGUGGUUGCUUACAAAUGACUGUUGAAGCUCAUGGUAUGGUUGAGAUGGUCGUUGAGUUGAAACUGCAGGAUAUUCAAGAAUUAAAUUUUUCAGAACAUUCCCGACAUUGGAUACGUGAUAAUCGCUGUUUCAUAGACCUAAACUUUCCAAGACGAGGGACAUAUACAUUGCUAGUACGUGGAAAAGAAUUAUAUGAUGGUCGGAUGCGACAUAUUCAACAAGAAACUAUUAUAGUCGACGUCCCUUCUAAACGCUGGUCAUGCUUUCCAAAAGUUGGAGUACACUGGAAUUCAUUUUAUCGCAUUGACUCUCCGCUUACUCAUAACUUGAAGGAAAAAGAAGACGUUACGUUUUUAGUAGAAGUCUUCUAUGCUCAAGAUGUCGCUGUUUUAGCAGCAAAUGGCUGGUACCACUUGGAUAGACUUGGUGAAAGUUGGCUUUGGAAAGGACAUGUUUGGACUGGACCUAAAUCAACUCGAUCUCAAUUGCUAGCACGAUUUGAAGUCGGGUCUCCUAAAUGGUCCGAACUCCUUUUGUUCAAGAUUUUGGCAGAACAUGAUUUUGAACGUCUAGAAGAACGCCAGGAAAAUGCUAGAGCGUUAGCUUCGAACAUAAAAAAAUUGUCUAAUUAACUCUGAUCAAAUCUAGUCGGAACAAGUACUUUAUACGAUCAUAUUAGCUAGUUUUUUAAUGUUCCAGAUUGUAGGUAUGGUGGACGUUAA
Molecule: messenger RNA, 1775 nt
Organism: Dreissena polymorpha
Lineage: Eukaryota; Metazoa; Mollusca; Bivalvia; Myida; Dreissenidae
Exons: 2
Coding region: 336-1685 (449 amino acids)
Source: RefSeq, a predicted model, not a curated record